UGGAUGCUUAGCCCCCUUUGCAGUGCCGUCAUUGGCUAAUUUCUCCCGCCCCGUCGGUGAUUGGUCAAUCCCCGCCCUUCGCUUCAUUACGUUCUAGUCGAUUGGCGGCUUUCCCUUCGCUUUUAAUCCCACCCCUCGCCUCGUUAGUAUUGGCUGAGCAGGUGUCCGUUGCAGGACAUUGAUUGGUCCGCCUAAUUUCUCGGCUGACAAGCGCCGCUGAGGGAGCGAUGGAGCUUUUUGAAGCCCUAACGAAAUAAUAGGAAGGCGGAGUCGCUUCGAGUUCGUUUUUUUUUUCCAGUCGCGCCCUUGAAAUGGAGCUAACUUAUCAGUCGUUGAGAACGACGCACCAGGUCAGAGAAGAAGAGCACACACGAACAGAAGCCCGGCGCAAAAACCUGCUUAUUUUGAUUUUACAUUAUUUAACGGAAGAAGGGUAUGUAGACGCUGCUAAUGCACUGGAGCAAGAAGCAAAAGGUGGGCUGCGCCGUUUUGAAGUGUGCGACAAUGUCGAUCUGGAGACCAUUUUGAUGGAAUACGAGAGCUACUACUACGUCAAGUUUCAAAAGUACCCCAAGAUUACCAAGAAAGUUGUCGACUCCACAGAUAAUAAAUCAAGAAGUGGAGGGAAAGCAAAAAGGGCCCCCAGCGGCACAUGCCGGAAUCUCCCCAAGAUUAGCCAACAUCAAGGGAGGCCUCAAUCAAAAGUGUCGCCCACAAGAGCCGCAGAGCUGAAAGCCGCCUGCAAGGAUGCCGUGAAGCAGGAGAACGAAGGUCCUUUAAGUCGAGUUGCAUCAGAAUUUGGUUUAAAUGUAUCUGCAAUCCACAGAGGAGGUGGAGAAGGCCCUCAUCCUAAAAGGGGGCAAAUUAUUGACUUCCGUGGCCUGAUUCAGGACGCGAUCAAGGGGGCCUCCAGUGAAAUCUCCCUCCACAGCUUUAACUGCAAUCCAGAUCCUUCGGAACGCCUGUUAAAACCUUUGGGUGCCUUGCUUGGUAUGACAGCUGAAAUGAGGGAGCUUGCGACGGUGGUCAGUAAGGAUAUCUACCUUCACAACCCCAACAUCAAAUGGGACGACAUCAUUGGGCUGGAGGCCGCCAAGCGCUUAGUCAAGGAAGCUGUUGUGUAUCCCAUAAGGUACCCGCAGUUGUUUACAGGCAUUCUUUCUCCUUGGAAGGGACUUCUACUCUAUGGGCCUCCAGGUACAGGGAAAACUUUGCUGGCUAAAGCUGUCGCUACUGAAUGCAAUACAACAUUCUUCAACAUCUCCGCGUCCACCAUUGUCAGCAAAUGGAGAGGCGAUUCAGAAAAGCUUGUCAGAGUGUUAUUUGAGCUUGCCCGCUACCAUGCCCCUUCCACGAUCUUCCUGGAUGAACUGGAGUCGGUCAUGAGUCAGCGUGGCACCGUUCCAGGGGGUGAGCACGAAGGGAGCCGACGGAUGAAAACCGAAUUAUUGGUGCAGAUGGACGGCCUGGCCCGAUCCGAUGACCUUGUCUUUGUUUUAGCAGCUUCCAACUUACCCUGGGAACUGGAUUACGCCAUGCUGCGCCGGCUAGAGAAGAGGAUCCUGGUUGACCUCCCAAACCCAGAGGCACGGCAAGCCAUGAUCCAGCACUGGCUUCCCCCGGUGAGCAACAGUGGAGGAGUGGAGCUGAGGACGGAGCUGAAUUAUAAUCUGCUCAGCCAGGAGAUGGAAGGCUAUUCGGGGUCCGACGUUAAAUUGGUUUGCAAAGAGGCAGCCAUGCGCCCUGUGAGGAAAAUCUUCAGCGCUCUGGAAAGUCAUCAGCCAGACAGUGGAAACUUACCGGUGAUCCACUUGGACACAGUCACAACGGAAGACUUCCUGGAUGUCAUUUCUCACACCAAGCCCUCCGCCAAGAACCUCAGUCAAAGAUACAUUGACUGGCAAAGAGAAUUUGAGUCGGUCUGAGCCGGGUUUAAGAUCCAAAACAGUCACCCACGUUUUCCGCCCAAGAAAUUUCAAAGAGUUUAUUUUUUUAACACGAGGAGAAGAAAUUUCCAAGCUGGGUCCUGAGUUUUGACGAUGGAGAAGAGGCUGCAAAUUGUUCUUCGGGUUAUACCCUUUCAGCUGCUAAGCCUUAAAUUCCUACCCGGGUUGGAAAAACACACUAGCACUUUUGAGCACUUUUUAAUUUUUUACAAUGUAAACAUGGCCAAUGGCUUUUAUCCUUGCCUGCCCUAGGAGCUGACUUCAUCUUUGCCGCUAUAAUUUUCUUCCUGGCUGGGACAGGCCGUAGGAAUUGACUGAGAGGGCCACUAAUUGGGUCUCCCCAGGCACCCUUGUAUUAAGCGAGUCGAUUUUGAGAAAGGCUGGCAUCCGUGAAGAAUAAACCAAUUUGGGAAUCUUG
Crotalus tigris (Tiger rattlesnake) is the source of this 2364-nucleotide messenger RNA. It is a transcript of the gene KATNAL2, whose product is annotated as katanin catalytic subunit A1 like 2. The transcript has 16 exons. The coding region runs from base 312 to 1925 and encodes 537 amino acids. NCBI's taxonomy places the organism in Eukaryota, Metazoa, Chordata, Lepidosauria, Squamata, Viperidae. The record is from RefSeq and is a predicted model, not a curated record. Gene Ontology annotation, molecular function: protein binding; ATP hydrolysis activity; ATP binding.